Melanotaenia boesemani (Boeseman's rainbowfish) is the source of this 3094-nucleotide messenger RNA. RefSeq names its product Rho guanine nucleotide exchange factor (GEF) 16 (gene arhgef16). The coding region runs from base 231 to 2333 and encodes 700 amino acids. The transcript has 15 exons. Lineage: Eukaryota; Metazoa; Chordata; Actinopteri; Atheriniformes; Melanotaeniidae. The record is from RefSeq and is a predicted model, not a curated record. Gene Ontology annotation, biological process: activation of GTPase activity. Gene Ontology annotation, molecular function: guanyl-nucleotide exchange factor activity; protein binding.
UCAGCAGCUCAGCUUAAUGGGCGCCCUGCAAACAGAGGAGGAAGUGCGAGAGAAAUGUGUGACAGUGAGACGGAGCAGUACUGCGGCCGCACCUUUUCACCGUCAGACUGCAGCUCGACCAGAACCGACGGACAAACCCGCUGAUUAACACGGCUGCUGUUGGAGGCGCUCCUUUCUCAGGUAUUGAAGGAGCUCAGGAGAGGGAUACAGUAUCACUGCUGGAGGACACCAUGUCCCAAAGCAAAUCAGACAGCUGUGAGGCCAACCAGGCUCCUCUAAUUUUUGAGAAUCAAUUCUCCACAGAACUCCAUAUUCACGAGCCAGGUGAUAACUGCUGCCAACCAGAAACCUUGCAGAAACCCCAGUCUGAAACAUCGACACUACAGGAAGAUACAGUGGAUCGGAUUGUUGUACCUCAGCAGGUGGUUUUGAGUACAAAGAGUCCUGCAGCACUGAAGGUUGGCACACAUCAACUCAUCCCAAAGAAUUUAGCAAUAACAAGCAGGCCUAAAAACCGCCACCACACCACAGUGGUGACGUUUCCAGUGGGACUAGAGAAAUCCACCAGUAGGAACCACAGCCGACACUCAACCCAGGGACCAGAUGUGUCUUGGGAGGAUUAUGACAGUGAUGGAGAUGGCUUUGCUUUGAGGAGGAACCGCAGGAACAAGUCGUACAGAGCAGCAGUGACUAGCAUUGACAUUGAAGCUAUCACAGCAGAGCAAACAGCUCCCACCACACUGAAACCUGUUAAUGAGGAGAAAGAAAUUAGUCCUGGUCCAGCUCCCGCUCCUGGUCGCAAGCGCACACUUGGAAGAAAGAAGAACCAGCGUGGUUCAUUCAAAAAUGCUACACCAUGCCUCUACCAGGAGAUGCGUGAGCGUGGGCUUCACUCCACCAACCAGGAUGAGCUACUGGAAGACUUUGUGGUGGUGGAGCCUCCCGAGGAGGAACAGGGCAUUGUAGUGAAGAGCUACAGACCAGCACAGCUCACCUGGAGCCAGCUGCCACAGGUGAAGGACACUGAUAUUUUAACAGAAAUCACGCCUCAAGAGAGAAAGAGACAAGAGGCCAUUUUUGAGAUCAUCACCUCAGAGCAUUCAUACCUGCACAGCUUGGGCAUCCUGGUACAUCACUUCAAGAACAGCGAUGCACUAAGGAAAACCAUGACGACCACAGAGCACCACCACCUCUUCUCCAACAUCUCUGUCAUCCACAACAUUAGCCAACGUUUUUUUAAGGACCUGGAACAACGUCACAAUGAAAACCCAGUAAUCCGAGACAUCAGCGACAUAAUUCAGAACCAUGCUGCCCAUCACUUUGAACCCUACAUUGUCUACUGCUCCAAUGAAACCUUCCAACAAAGGACGCUUCAGAGGCUGCUGAACAAUAAUACGGCAUUCAGAGAUACUCUGAAGCAAAUCGAGACUAGUUCUGAGUGUGGAGGCCUCCCCAUGCUUUCCUUCCUCAUCCUACCCAUGCAGAGAGUAACCAGGCUGCCACUGCUGCUGGAUACAAUCUGCCAAAAAACGAAACCUCAGACAGCGGAGUACUUUGCUGCUUUGUGGGCCCUGCAAGCUAUGAGCAAGUUGGUCACUAGCUGCAAUGAUGGAGCAAGGCGGAUGGAGAGGACAGAGCAGAUGUAUACUAUCCAGAAGCAGAUGGAGUUUGGAAAAAUCAAGCCUUUCCCACUGGUGUCAUCAUCACGCUGGUUGAAGAAGCGGGGUGAGCUCGCCAUCUCCACUGAGGAGCUCAGCAUAUGGAGGGCUUUCAGCACCAGAAGCUACUACCUGUUUCUCUUUAAUGAUGUACUGAUUGUCACUAAGAAGAAAACUGAGGAGAGCUUUGUGGUGCUGGACUAUGCUACUCUGGAGAAUGUGGAAGUGGAAGUCGGGGAGGAAACAGAUGUACAGAUGUCUCCAUCUGCCAAAACCAACUCCAGCAACCUUUCCUUCAAACUGAAGAUGAGCAGGAACAGCGAGGGGAGAUCAGAGCGAAUCUCCUUAGUAGCUGACUCCAGGGUGGACCGUGCACGCUGGAUAAUCGCUCUGACAGAGAACAAGCAGACGGGUGUAUUGACUUACAGAGAUGAUCUACCGCAGUAUGAGGCCACCAAAGCCUACAUGCCAAAGGAGCCAGAUGAACUUGGCCUGCGACAGGCUGAGCUUGUCAUCGUCCUGCAAAAAGAGGAAGCAUGGUGCUAUGGGGAGAGAAUGCGGGACGGAGAAAAGGGCUGGUUUCCUGCAAACUGUGCCACAGAGAUUACCAACCCCACUGCCAUGGAGGACAAUGUACAACGUAUGAAGCGGUUGCGCAAAGAGACAAAUGUUUGAAUGGCCAGUGGGCAUACCAUGUCAAGAUUUGCUAGAGUGGACAAAAUGCACACACUAGUAGAUUAGCACUCCAUAUUCAGGUUUUUCCAGACAGUUGCUAUUGAAUCAGAUAGGAAAAUAAUUACCAUAAGUUUUUUUUUUUUUUAAGUCAGCACUGGACAAACUUCACAACAGCCUUAACAGACCAUGUGUCAUGUUUCUAGAAAAUGUAGCCAUGAGGUUUCUGCUUCAUUUAGUUUUUUGUACAUUGUUCAGACCGAAUUAUUUUUAAAUUUAAAAAAACUUGCUGCAGAGCCAUCUAUUAAAGCUUUGUGUUCACCCUGAGUGUGCGUCGAAUAUAUGCUGCACAUUUAGAAAAGCAGCAUUCCUAACCCAGUGGACCUUUUUACUCAUGCAACUUAGUUCUGAUGUUCCUGUAUAAAUGUAAUGUUUUUCCUGCAUUGUAAAAUGGAUCUUUAGUCUCAAAAUUUGGGCAUGCCAAAGUCAACUCUAGUAGUAUGUACACUGAAAAGCUGAGUAUUUUACGAAUAAAACGUCCUGCAUCUGCUUGCAAUCAAACCUCAAGAUGGGGCCUAUUGCCAAAUACUUGUUACAUUUCUUGCAUGACAAAUCAUGAAGACUUAAGUAGAUGCAGUUUAGAAAGUAUACCUUUGUUUUCUAUAUGUGUAGACAAACCUUCAAUCUAUAAGCUUGAAAUCUGAUGCUUUGAUGGCCUGUAUACUUGAAUCAAAUAAAAACCACCACUACAGACAAGUUUUCUG